UUAAAAUAAAAUGUGAACGAAUUAGUAUUUGUUGAAACUAAAUUUUAAUCAAUAUUCUCCAAACAAAUUAACCAAAUGCUUUGUUCAAAAGCUUUGACCUUCACAAGAAAAAUGGAAAAUUCAAUGACAGAGAAUAUUAUCAAAAACGCUGACGUUUUACCUUUUUCUAUUGAAUGUCACUGUUGAUCGCAAGAAUCAUCAUGACCCAUGCUCUUCCAAUCCCCAUUAAGCAUGCCUAAUUAAAUACAUGACUUUAUAUAUGUGUUUGAUCACUACUAGUUUCCUGUAAAAAAAUAUCUCUGUAAUAAUCAUCUGAAGAAACAACUCUUGUCAAUCCUCUCGAUGGCUUUAUCUCAUCUGUAAGAUCCUUUAUUAAUUAUUUUGUUUGGUCGUUUUGCUUUGUUACUUUAUAUAAAGUCGAUUCUCAUGUUCAAUCAAACUUUAUGUCUCCUUUUAAUUUUGUGUUCUUUAUCGAGAAAAGUUUGGUAGAAGAUCCUCAAGUUCCGCUUGAUGCUACCUCCGAUCCACCUGCUCUGUUCGAUGGAACCACAAGGUUGUUCAUAAGCUACACCUGCCCAUUUGCACAACGUGUUUGGAUUACCAGAAAUCUGAAGUGUCUGCAAGAGAAGAUCAAAUUGGUUCCUAUAGACCUUCCUAAUAGGCCAGCUUGGUUCAAGGAGAAAGUAAAUCCUGCAAACAAGGUUCCUGCGCUUGAGCACAAUGGCAAAAUCAUUGGGGAGAGUAUAGACUUAAUCAAAUAUGUCGACAACAAUUUUGACGGUCCUUCACUUUACCCCGAGGAUCCUGCGAAGAGAGACUUUGGCGAAGACAUGUUGAACUAUGUUGAUACAACAUUCAUUAAAGUUGUGUUUGGCUCUUUCAAAGGUGACCCGGCUAAAGAUACGGCACCUGUCUUCGAUCACAUGGAAAAUGCUUUGCAAAAGUUUGAUGAUGGUCCAUUCUUCCUCGGCGAGCUUAGCUUGGUUGAUGUCGCAUAUAUCCCGUUUAUCCAACGAUUUCAAGUCUUUCUUGGGGAAGUUUUCAAGUAUGACAUUGCUGUUGGACGUCCAAAGCUAGCUGCUUGGAUUGAGUAAAAUAAGAAAUUGUAUACUAAGUCUGAUAUCGGCUUAUUAGCGAUGCGGGAUUAUCAAGCAGUCAAAGUGCUAUAAGUUUUUGGAUUUGGGCCAGCUGGCAUCGUUCUUAAUAAACAAGAUUUGCUUAUUGUUUUCACUUUAAUCAAAAGAGAUUUGUCCCUAGUUUUUCUCGGAUUGUAAAAUAUGUAUGUUAAUAAUAAAUGGGUUCGGUUUCAAGUCUAGUUCUAUUGGUUACGGUCCAUUUAAUUCUAGUUACCAACGGCACUUGUAGAUAUGUUUAAAAUAAGAUAUUCCUAAAAUUCUU
Molecule: messenger RNA, 1398 nt
Organism: Thlaspi arvense
Lineage: Eukaryota; Viridiplantae; Streptophyta; Magnoliopsida; Brassicales; Brassicaceae
Source: the annotation of a GenBank genome assembly